AUGUUUGGAGUCCACACACCACAGCAUCCUGAGAACUUCCUGGGAACAGGGUAUAGGAACCCAGUGCUGUCAGCCUCACUCAUCCUCCUGUCCACAUGUGGGAUAUUUCAGGAUUCAGUGGCCUUUGAGGAUGUGGCUGUGAACUUCACCCAGGAGGAGUGGGCUUUGCUGGAUCCUUCCCAGAAAAAUCUCUACAGGGAAGUGAUGCAGGAAACCGUGAGGAACCUGGCCUCCAUAGGAAAAAAAUGGAACAACCAGUACAUUGAAGAUGAGCACCAAAAUCCUAGGAAAAACCUAAGAAGACUUAUAGGAGAGAGACUCUCUGAAAGUAAAGAAAGUCAUCAGCAUGGAGAAGUUUUGACGCAGGUUCCAGAUGACACACUGAAGAAGAAAACUCCUGGAGUAAAAUCAUAUGAAAGCAGUGUGUGUGGAGACAUUGGCAUGGGUCUUUCAUCCCUUAAUAGGCACCUCAGAGCCUUUAGUGAUUCCAGUAGCCUUGCAAUACAUGGAAGAACUCACACUGGGGAAAAGCCUUAUGAAUGUAAGGAAUGUGGGAAAGCAUUCAGGUUUCCCAGUUCUGUUCGUAGACAUGAAAGAAUCCACUCUGCAAAAAAACCCUAUGAAUGUAAGCAGUGUGGGAAAGCGUUAUCUUAUCUUGUAAGCUUUCAAACACACAUGAGAAUGCACACUGGAGAGAGACCUCAUAAAUGUAACAUAUGUGGGAAAGCCUUUUUUUCUCCCAGUUCGUUAAAAAGACACGAGAAAAGUCACACUGGAGAGAAACGCUAUAAAUGCAAGCAAUGUGGUAAAGCCUUCAAUUGUCCCAGUUCCUUCCAAUAUCAUGAAAGGACUCACAGUGGAGAGAAACCCUAUGAGUGUACACAAUGUAGGAAAGCCUUCAGAUCUGUCAAGUACCUGCGAGUACAUGAAAGAAAACACACUGGAGAGAAACCCUAUGAGUGUAAGCUAUGUGGUAAGGGCUUUAUUUCUUCCACUUCCUUUCGCUAUCAUGAAAAGACUCAUACUGGAGAGAAACCUUAUGAAUGUAAGAAAUGUGAGAAAGCCUUCAGUUUUGUCAAGGAUCUUCGAAUACAUGAAAGGACACACACUGGAGAGAAACCCUUUGAAUGUAAACAAUGUGGGAAAACCUUCACUUCUUCCAAUUCCUUUCACUAUCAUGAAAGGACUCAUACUGGAGAGAAACCCUAUGAGUGUAAGCAAUGUGGGAAAGCCUUCAGGUCUGUCUCAAUCCUUCAAAAGCACGUACGAACUCACACAGGAGAGAAACCCUAUGGAUGUAAGCAAUGUGGUAAAGUCUUUAGAGUUGCCUCACAACUUAAAAUGCAUGAAAGGACUCACACAGGAGAGAAACCCUAUGAGUGUAAGCAAUGUGGAAAAGCCUUUAUUUCUUCUAAUUCUAUUCGCUAUCAUAAAAGGACUCACACUGGAGAGAAACCCUAUAAAUGUAAACAAUGUGGAAAAGCUUUCAUUUCUUCCAACUCUUUUCUCUAUCAUGAAAGGAUUCACACUGGAGAGAAACCCUAUGAGUGUAAGCAAUGUGGUAAAGCCUUUAGAUCUGCCUCAAUCCUUCAAAAGCAUGUAAGGACUCAUGCUGGCUAGAAACUCUGAUGUAAGCAAUAUGGGUGA
This is a messenger RNA of Nomascus leucogenys (northern white-cheeked gibbon), 1647 nucleotides long. It is a transcript of the gene ZNF878, whose product is annotated as zinc finger protein 878. Gene Ontology annotation, cellular component: nucleus. Gene Ontology annotation, molecular function: RNA polymerase II cis-regulatory region sequence-specific DNA binding; DNA-binding transcription activator activity, RNA polymerase II-specific. The record is from RefSeq and is a predicted model, not a curated record. Gene Ontology annotation, biological process: regulation of transcription by RNA polymerase II. Lineage: Eukaryota; Metazoa; Chordata; Mammalia; Primates; Hylobatidae.